Ceraceosorus bombacis is the source of this 2828-nucleotide messenger RNA. NCBI's taxonomy places the organism in Eukaryota, Fungi, Basidiomycota, Exobasidiomycetes, Ceraceosorales, Ceraceosoraceae. The record is from the annotation of a GenBank genome assembly.
AUGGGUCCUGAAGAGCAUCCCAGUCACGGAUCGAAGUCACAACGGAGCCCCGAGGCGCUUUCGCGAUCAGGUCAUUCUGAUCUCGAACGAGCGCCUCGGGCGCCAAGCUUGGUUGCCCAAUCGAAUACGCGGGAGGUUGGCUUCGAACGGCACAGUGGGGUAGUGGGCUUUCCGUACCUGCCUUGGGGCGAAACAGGAAGAAGUCAUGUUGGGCUUGCCCAUUCCCGGCAUAGCUACCUUGCACCAGCUUCAGAGAUUGGAAAGCUGCCGCGACCGCCCCCGUUGCCUCCGUUGGGCGACAAUAGACCAGAGCAGCGUCAACUUCCAAGCCUUCCAGGUUUGUCUCUACCUCGCAUCGGGCAAGGGGAGCGAGAUCCCAUCUCAAACCCUCGACUUGGACAGCAUGGAGUGGGAGCUGGAUCCCAUUCUUACGACUCCUCGCCUACGUUGAGUUCGACUUCGGAUGCAGGUCCGAGUGCGGCGCGCAUGUACUCGCUGCCGCCAUCAGCAUUGCCGAGGGAUGGUACACUGGAGCGAAAUGUGCCCGCACAGUCACAUCGUCCUCGCGCCAGCACGCAGGUGCACCACGGGACCCCAAACGCCAGACCUUCUGAGCCGCUUCACCACACCUACGACGACGAUCAACGCCGAAGAGCUGGGACCGAGGCAGAAUGGCACGGAAUGCCGCGGUACGGGAGACCUUUGGGUCCGCGCAGUCACGAUGCAAGCUCGUCGAGUAGCUUGGCCAAUGCUGGAUCUUCCACCGAGGUCCAGCCUCCUCCGCGCAGAGUUGCCAAGGCGAAUGUCGCGAGCGCUUGUAUGAAUUGUAGGCGCGCGCAUUUGGCCUGUGAUGGUGAGUCCUCCAUUGUCUCGAGAGGUGGUGGGGCAACUCUGGUCAGAGUACAUCGUGUCUUCUAAGCGUGGUCAGCAUACGAAGGGAACAGCAGACUCUGCCGUUCCUUGGUGUCGACACGUUUCGUGUGCGAAGCAGCAAGUCUGCGCUUCCUGUUUCAGCGACCAGGAGCUGAGACUGGCAAGUCUUGGGUCUUCUUGAACUCAUCACACCACAGCGCGUCGUCCUCACACGGAUGCUUGUGACUCCGUCUGGUAUCGACUUGCCUGGGAUGGUGAUGGAAGCGUCGAGAAAAGCGUGUGCACGCUGUGGAGAGGCGACCUCCAGAUAGCGGGGAGCGGGUGGAUGGGCUGCCGCUGCACGUACGCGCUUGCUCAACGACGAGCGCGUCAGUCUCAGCCCAUUUCGCGUAGAUGGCUGUGUUUCAUAUGCACACCUCCAGUCACCAGUCCAGGGUGCGAGACGCGUGCACGCUCAUGUCACCAUGUACGCAGUCACAGUGUCGUCGCACACGAGCGCAGGUCUCCAUUCCUGUCCAAUUGAAGGAGUCUUGUUGUCUCUCUCUAUGCUAUCAAGCUGCCGCCCCGUUUCCCGGCGCGCAAGCCAUGAGGAUGCUGACCCUUGCGAAUUGGAGCGCUGACAUGCAUCCACUCGCCCCCUCAUCCAUCCAUCCAUCCAUCCAUCCAUCCAUCCGUCACUCAUCACCAUGCUUCCUCCGCCUCUACGCUUCUGAACGGUCCUGUGCGGGCUCUACUUCUCGCAGCGCAACGACCUUGCCAGCGAUGCAAAAAUCUGGGCAAAACGGAGACGUGUAUCGAUGUGCAGGUGAGCUGACAAUGAUUUGUGAUGAGCAAUCGUGACUUGCUCCAUUGCGGGUGAUUGAAUCCGACUGUGGGCAGACCAGCACACGAAUGAGGCCCAUAUGCAAGUCUACGACGGAGCUGCAUGCGCAUUGCCCUCGGAAGGGCCUUUUGCAAGCUUCCAUGAUCGAACAUGCACGCCAUCCACCGCUUAUGGAAUUUGCUCAGAGAGUAGUGCGUCCAUCGCCGGCAGCUAUCAGAGCACAGGCAGGGACCCGAUGUGCUUGGCUCGUCUGCAGGCAAUGCUGCCCCUACACUCGGAGACCGAAUCGUGAAUGCUCCAAUUGUGCUUGUCCAGAACAAAGAGAUUUGCCACGUGUUGCUUCAUGUUUGGCAUCGCCGACUUUCUCUGACACGAGCCGCAUGCCCCUCCCCCGCCCCUUCAGCACAAGCAGAGGGGCCGUCCCCGUCUUAGAGAUCGGGAGGUCGCUGCUGCCGCUGCCAAGUUGCCAGGCGCUCCGCUCUAUCCUCCCUUACCCUCAGCAACACAAGAGCCGCCCGGCACUUUGCCCACCAAACGUGGGCCUUUUCCCACUCGCGCCGCUGAGCCCUCGUCGUCGUCAGCAUUCGGCACCGGACCUGGAGGUGAGCCCUGGCAGACCAGCUACGACAGCAGCACCGGCAUUGCGACGUCUCGCUCUCCGCCCUCCCAGCCACGAUCGCGAACAGCAACCCAUGCCGGCGAAAAUGAAGGUUCAGCAAUCUUGAUCUGCUCAACCGAGCUACGCGCCGCUCGCGCAUCAGAUGAAGCGCUUGCGCUGUUGGGUAUACACAAGAGCUACGUCGACUUUCAGCAGAUCAGCUUGCUCGACCUUGUGCACUCAGAUGAUGUCGGUAUUCUGCAGAACCUCUCUAGAAGUCUGAUCGAGCCUGUGCAGAUUCCACUCUUGCCCGCUCCUUCUAAAGAAGCUCUACUCUCUGCUUUCCCAUCCAAGUUAAUCGAACCUGCCUCGGGGACCAUCUUUCUGGAAGGCACUGUUCGAAUACGGCUCAGUGAUCGACAAUUCCGACCUUGUGUGGUGCGGCUCUACCUCGGCGGAGGUUUGGGUGCGAACUUGUACCUCCCCGAUACGUUCCGCAGCGCUUAUAUCGUCGCCGGCAUUACGCCCACUUAG